Molecule: messenger RNA, 2335 nt
Organism: Morone saxatilis (striped sea-bass)
Lineage: Eukaryota; Metazoa; Chordata; Actinopteri; Moronidae
Gene: thnsl2
Product: threonine synthase-like 2
Biological process (GO): 2-oxobutyrate biosynthetic process; dephosphorylation
Molecular function (GO): pyridoxal phosphate binding
Source: RefSeq, a predicted model, not a curated record
CUCAACUAGCUAGCUGACGUUACGUAAUGGCGCUAUAACGGAAGGGUCGUGUCCCACAGAAAUAAAAGUGCAAACUAGUUUUACUAAAAGAAUGUGAAUCACUCUCCCACCACUGUACAACCAGUUCACUGUGGUUAUCUCUGGUGAACCGAGCAGCCUGGAGCCGUUAGGGUACUUUACUGAAGCCUACAAUCUAUUUGUGUAAUCUAUUACAGUAUCAUCAUUAUAAGACCUGUAAUGACAGUGGUUGCACUGGACAGAGACCUGGAUUUAUUUGCAGCAAUUAGUUAAAAGCACUGUUAUUCAUAUGCAUAAUACUCAAAACAAUAUGUUCAUUAAAGCUCUAACAUGAUUUAAAUAAUCUGAACAAAAAGCUAUCUUUUGAUUAUCCAUAAAGAAAAACAUAUUUAAGUGUUAUUUGCAUUGUCUGUAGAUUGAGAAAAUAGAGCUUAUGGAUGAGAGAAUCAGGAAUAUGUCAAUCAUGGGCACACAAGUUUAAGUAAUCCUGUUUAAUAUAAUAAGUAAGUAGUUCCUCAGGUAGGUUGUUCCAAAGUUCAACAUUUAUCUUCCUCAGGACAGAGAUCUAUAGAGUAGGUCUGUCCCUCUCAGUGUAGAGAGCAUAGCAUCAUAAACUGGGGCCAAGCCGUCAGUAAGUGUGUGUGAAGUAGCUUCUCUGAAAGCAACUGAAGAGCUGUGUUAAUCCAUUUUACUACAGAGUGGUUAGAGCGAUGCAGUACUGCAGCACUCGGGGUGGGGUCCGUGGAUGGGACUUCCGGGAUGUCCUGUUUUCAGGUUAUGCUCCAGACGGGGGGAUGUUCAUGCCGGAGGGCGUGCCCGUGCUCAGCCCAGACACCCUAAGGGGCUGGAGGGGGCUGCCCUACACCAAACUGGUGGUGGAGGUUGCCUCACUGUUCAUCCCCAUCCAGCUGAUCCCCAGAGAGGACCUGGAGGGUACAUCAGGAGACACAGGAGGAUCGGCCAUCCAGAGUGCAAAAGGUCUCAGUGGGUUGGAUGUGCUGGUGGUUUACCCCCGCGGACGCAUCACUCCAGUUCAAGAGAAACACAUGAUCACCUGCCUGGAGGACAACAUCCACGUGUUUGCAGCGGACGGCAGCUCAGAUGACAUAGACCAGCCCCUGCGCCGUCUCUUUGCUGACCAGGUGCUGGUCAAGUCUCACGGCCUUAUGAGUCUCAACUCGGUCAACUGGUCUAGAGUCAUGAUCCAGCUCGCCCACUUCAUCUACGCCUACCUGGAGCUCAGUGGUAUAGAGCAGGCUGGUGGAGACCUGCCUGAGCUGGAGGUGGUGGUGCCCACUGGAGGGGGGGGGAACAUCGCAGCCGGCUACAUUGUAAAGCAGAUGGGGUUGCCCCUGAAGCUGGUUGCCAUGGUGAAUUCUAAUGACAUAGUGCACAGAACGGUAACCACUGGCGACUUCUCCAUGGCAGCUGAUGUCACACAGACUUUGGCCCCUGCCAUAGACAUCCAGGACCCUUACAACAUGGAGCGAGUGUUCUGGCUGCUGCUGGGCAGAGACGGAGCCUCAGUGAAGAACAUGAUGGAGGAGUUUCAACAAACACGUAGACACUCUCUCCCUGAAAGCCACCGCAAACUGUUGUCACAGGUUUUAUCAACUGGAACAGUGAGUGAUGAAGGGAUCCUGGAGACCAUGAGGAGAUGCUGGGAGGAAAACCAGUAUGUGCUAUGUCCACACACAGCUGUGGCUGUAUGGCAUCACUACCACUGUCCUCACAGCCCCACGGUCAGCAGGUGUUACGUUGCAACAGCAUCUCCAGCCAAGUUUCAAGCAGCAGUGCAGAGAGCUGGCCUGACCUUUGACCUUCCUGAGGCGGUGCUGGCAUUGGACAAGUUGGCCAGCCGUUACCAGAACCUGGAGCGGAGCCUGAACUGGUGCAAAGACUGGGAGGACAGACUGAGAGAGAAAAUCCAGUCUGUGAGUUCAGUCAGGGAUAACAGAGGGACUUACUACGUCUGAGUAUGAAAGAUGUUAUUGUUCUGUAAAAUAUUCAGAGAUCCUGAUUAGACAUUAAAGUACGGGCGAGGUCAGGUGACUGUAGCAGACUGUCCUUGAUCUGUGCACUUCCUUAUCUGAAUGUAGUAAAUUAAAUUGAUGGGAAAGGCCUCCUGUUGCCUCUUUGACGGACUUUGGUCUGUAGUGUCAUAUGACUUGUCUUUGUAUUUGUACAGUGAUGUCAUAUACCAUAAACCAAUCAGCUGUCUUCCUUCCACAACUUUAACACAAAUGUGAAUUAAAUCAAGUAAUUUUCUAUGAGUGUAACUGUCUCAAAAACAAUAAAAAGUUUAAAAUGAGUUUAA